AUGUCCACCACAACGGUCGAAACUCAAGUCGGCGUUCAGCCCGACAUCCAAUAUCAUCCCGACUAUCAAAAGUACAAAGCACGUACGCAGCGUCGCAAGGCGACCGAGGAUCUUAUCCAGACUCUCCCUCCAGGCUUCCCUGCGCAGCUGUCAUCGCCUCUUGUCUGGGAGGGUAAAGACAUCGAAAGCCGAGAUGACUGGAUCUACAAACUGAGCGAAGAGCAGCUGAACGAGAUCGACGCCGCCUUGAAGCACUUCCAAUCACUCAAACUCCCCUUGGGAUACAUCGACGAAGUAACCUUUCCGCUCCCGGGUCUCCGCCCCGUCCUCCGGGCACUCUCGAAAGACCUUCAUCUCGGCCGGGGCUUCUUCGUCCUCCGCGGCCUCCGCGUGGAGAACUACUCCCGAGAAGAAAAUAUCAUCAUCUACGCGGGAGUCUCGUCCCACAUCGGAAGCAUUCGCGGCCGGCAGGAAGACACCCGCUUCACGAAUGGAACUUCCCUGGUCCUGUCGCAUAUCAAAGACCUCUCUGGGUCCGUGGACAAAUGGCGAAUCGGCGCCCCGUCCAACACGGCAGAUAAGCAGGUCUUCCACACCGAUGUGGGCGAUAUCGUCUCUCUGAUGUGCCUGCAGCCGGCGGCCGAGGGCGGCGAGAGCUAUCUUUCCAGCAGCUGGCUCGUGUACAACAUCCUUGCUAGGGAGCGGCCUGAUCUAAUUCACACGCUGGCACAAGACUGGCCCGUGGACGGAUUCAACAACCCAGAAAAACCCUACACGAACCGCCCACUCCUCUACCACCAACCCGCCACCGAGUCCGCCCCCGAGCGUGUCCUGAUCCAGUACGCGCGACGCUAUUUCACCGGCUUCCUUGCGCAGCCUCGUUCCCCGCACAUCCCGCCCAUCACGGAAGCACAGGCCGAGGCGCUGGAUGCCCUGCACUUUCUGGCAGAGGAGCACCGCGCAUCAUUGGACUUUCAACGUGGAGAUGUUCAGUACGUCAAUAAUCUGAGCAUCUUCCACGCCCGGAACGGAUUCCGGGACGAACCUGGGAAGGAACGCCAUUUGAUGAGGCUGUGGCUGCGUGACCCGGAAUAUGCAUGGGAGACGCCGGAGCCGCUGCGUCCACGCUGGGCUAAUGCAUAUGAGGGUGUCCUCCCGGAGGAGCAGGUUCUUCCUUUGGAGCCGAGACUUAGGAAGACGAUUGGUUCCUAG
Molecule: messenger RNA, 1212 nt
Organism: Aspergillus terreus NIH2624
Lineage: Eukaryota; Fungi; Ascomycota; Eurotiomycetes; Eurotiales; Aspergillaceae
Product: TauD/TfdA family dioxygenase
Exons: 4
Coding region: 1-1212 (403 amino acids)
Molecular function (GO): oxidoreductase activity
Source: RefSeq, a predicted model, not a curated record